Molecule: messenger RNA, 939 nt
Organism: Phacochoerus africanus (Common warthog)
Lineage: Eukaryota; Metazoa; Chordata; Mammalia; Artiodactyla; Suidae
Product: olfactory receptor 6C2-like
Exons: 1
Coding region: 1-939 (312 amino acids)
Biological process (GO): G protein-coupled receptor signaling pathway
Cellular component (GO): membrane
Molecular function (GO): olfactory receptor activity; G protein-coupled receptor activity
Source: RefSeq, a predicted model, not a curated record
AUGAUGAGAAACCAAACAAUAACAACCUUCAUUCUCCUUGGACUGACAGAUGACCCUCAACUUCAGAUUCCAAUUUUUAUGUUUCUGUUUCUCACUUACAUGUUGAGUGUAACUGGGAAUCUGGCCAUCAUAUCCCUCACUUUAGUGGACUCUCACCUGAAAACCCCCAUGUACUUCUUCCUACAGAAUUUUGCCUUUUUAGAAAUUUCAUUUACAUCUGCUUGUAUCCCUAGGUAUUUGUACAACAUAGCCACAGGGGACCGGUCAAUUACUUAUAAUAUUUGUGUUAUUCAAGUGUUUUUUAUUGGUGCACUUGGAGUGACCGAAUUUUAUCUCUUGGCUACCAUGUCCUAUGACCGCUACGUGGCCAUCUGCAAACCCCUGCAUUAUGUGGCCAUCAUGAACAGCAGAGUGUGCGGAAGGCUUGUCCUCUGUUGCUGGACAGCUGGAAUGCUGAUCAUACUCCCACCACUUAUCAUGAUAGUAAACCUCGAAUUCUGUGACUCUAAUGCAAUUGAUUAUUUUUUCUGUGAUGCAUCUCCUAUCUUAAAGAUUUCAUGCUCAGACACUUGGCUUUUGGAGCAGAUGGUGAUAGCCUGUGCUGUGCUGGCCUUCAUCACAACACUUUUGUGUGUUGUUCUGUCCUAUGUAUACAUUCUCAAGACCAUUCUAAGGUUCCCCUCUGCCCAGCAAAGGAAAAGGGCCUUUUCUACCUGUUCUUCUCACAUGAUCGUGGUUUCCAUCACCUAUGGCAGCUGCAUUUUCAUCUACAUCAAGCCUUCAGCAAAGGAAUCCGUGGCUAUUAAUAAGGCUGUGACAGUGCUCAUGACCUCCAUCGCCCCCAUGCUGAACCCUUUCAUCUACACUCUGAGAAACAAACAAGUGAGACGAGCCUUCAGGGACUCAUUCAAAAGAAUCACAUUCCCCUCAAAGAAGUAA